AUGUCAAACUCUACAGGUGCUGAAGCAGCUUCAAAUCCAGAUAGAUUCGUCUAUCACCAGUUAUUCACACCCAACUUCUACCAUGACGUGUAUCCGUCUAUCGAACCCGAGAAUCCGCAACUGAAACAAGAUGGACGUAUCAUUCUGAUUACGGGUGCCAGUGGGCCAAUAGCAUCAGUAGGUCCUCUACAGUUCUUCGCAAAGGCAGGAGCAAAAGAAAUUAUUCUAAGUGCUCGUCGUCUCGAUGUGUUGGAGUCGUUGAAAAAAGAAAUCGCAAACAUCAACUCAGCAGUCGAAAUCGACUGCAUUCAAGGGGACUUGACGUCCGAAGAAGAUGUCAACAGCCUAUGGAAUGACUCGAUAGAAAAAUUCGGCACAAUCAAUGUCGUUAUCAGCUGCGCUGCAUCGCGCUCCCAAAUGAAGAAAAUUGGAGACACAGAUAUUCAGGGAUGGUGGAGCGAUUUUGAAACCAAUGUGAAGGCGCUUUACCUAUUGGCCCGCCAUACAGCAAACUUGAAAUCAGAAAGCCCGGCUACUUUUAUCAACGUUACAAGUAGCAUGGCUAUUGAAACUAUCCCUACGAGAUCGAACUAUGCUAUUACCAAAUCAGCAGGCUGUCGACUCAUAGAAUAUCUACACACAGAACAUCCAAAUGUGCGAGCAUUCAAUCUCCACCCAGGCAUUGUUCCGAAUGGAGUACAGUUUACUAUGCUUUCGGGCGCAAAUGUAGACACUGCUGCAUUAUCCGCUGGGGUGUCGUUGUAUCUCACCACUCCUCAAGCUGAGUUCUUAAGGGGAAGAUUUAUAUCGGCAAACUGGGCGAUAGAUGACUUGGAGGCUAAGAAGGAUGAGAUUGUAAAGCAAAAUCUGCUUACAACAUACAUCAGGGCGAAAUUUGGCCCAGGAGGGCAUUUCGCUCAGCAGUAA
This is a messenger RNA of Trichoderma atroviride IMI 206040, 927 nucleotides long. Lineage: Eukaryota; Fungi; Ascomycota; Sordariomycetes; Hypocreales; Hypocreaceae. The record is from RefSeq and is a predicted model, not a curated record.